GCCCGCGCGGCCUGGAGGGUGGGGGUGUCCGCCGCGCUCUUCCUCCCGCUUCUUGUUUGGUUCCGGGGCUCUGAGCCCUUGCGGUGCUGAGACGUGGGCGGAACCCGAGCUGCCGGGGGAGCAAGUUUCCGGGGGGGGUCGGUGUCGCGGGGACCCGCUAGGCUGGCGGCGGCCGAGCCCCGAAGGAUGGAGCCGGUGGCCGAGGGACCCGAUUUCGGGGCCUUCAAGAGACCGGCGCUGCCGCCGGCGGUCCCGCUCCGCGGCGAGGAGGUGGGCGCCGCUCCCCGGGACGCCGAGGGGGAAGCGGCGGGUGAGGAGCCGCCAGCGGAGAGCCCGCCCCAGCCCCGGGAGCGGAGCUCGGCCCCGGGCCCCCUCCCCGCCGCGGCCCCGCAGCCCCGCUACCAGGAGCCGCCGUGGGGCACCUGCCCCCCGGCCGAGGCCGGCUACGGCCUGGAGACCCUGAAGGGCGGCGUCAUCGUGGGCACCCUGCGCUUGGAGGGCAGGAGCUGGUUCCUGGUGGGGCGGCUGCCGGGCUGCGCCCUGGCCCUGGAGCACCCGUCCGUGUCGCGGCACCACGCCGUGCUGCAGUACCGCGGCCAGGCCCAGGCCGGCUUCUACGUCUACGACCUGGACAGCACCCACGGCACCUUCCUCAACAAGGCCCGGCUCCCGCCCCGCACCUACUGCCGGGUGCGCGUGGGCCACGCGCUGCGCUUCGGGGGCAGCUCCCGCCUCUUCGUGCUGCAGGGACCUGAGGAGGAUCAAGAGUCUGAGUCUGAACUAACUGUGACUCAGCUGAAGGCUCUGCGCAAGCAGCAACAGGCAAAGCUAGAGAAGACAAUGUUAGGCGAAGACUCAGAUGAAGAUGAGCAAGAAGAAAAAGAAGAGAAAAGAAAUGAGAGCGGUCAGAGUAAUGAUAUGAGUUGCUCAUGGGGAAUGGGCGAAGACGCCGAGGAAGAUGAAGUUGAGGAAAAUCCUAUUGCCAUAGAGUUUCAGGAGGAGCAAGAAGCCUUUUAUUUGAAGGACCCUAGGAAGGCCCUGCAGGGUUUCUUUGACAGGGAAGGAGAAGAACUAGAGUAUGAAUAUGAUGACCAUGGACACAAUACUUGGCUCUGCAGGGUUAAGUUGCCUGUGGAUGAUGCAUCAGGGAAGCAGCUGGUGGCAGAGGCUAUCCAUUCAGGAAAGAAAAAGGAAGCAAUGAUACAGUGCGCGCUAGAAGCUUGCCGAAUACUGGAUGCUAGAGGUGUGCUGCGGCAAGAGGCAGUAUCCCGGAAAAGGAAAGCAAAGAACUGGGAAGAGGAGGACUUUUAUGACAGUGAUGAUGACACCUUCCUUGACCGAACUGGGGUUGUUGAAAAGAAACGACUGAACAGAAUGAAAAAAGCUGGGAAAAUAGAAGAGAAGCCGGAGACUUUUGAUUCACUGGUUGCAAAGUUAAAUGCAGCUGAAAAAGAACUUUCUGAGAUAACAGAGAAGCUGAAGUUUUCAGGGAAAGCCCAAUCCCAGCCGGCUUCUCAAGAUUCCUUGGAUGAGUUCAUGACUGAAAUAAAAUCAGGCUGCUCCUUAGACAGCGUAAUGAGGAAGAAGCUUCAUUUGCGGUCCUUUGAAUUGAGGAAAGAACAGCAGAGACUGAAAGGGUUAAUAAAGAUUGUUAAACCUGCAGAACUGCCAGAGUUGAAGCCACAGACUGGGAGUCAUGGUGUGGAAAUAGAGAACAAGCCUAAAAAGCUAACACUGCCUCUCUUUGGUGCAAUGAAAGGGGGAAGAAAAUUCAAACUGAAAACUGGAAACCUAGGGAAGUUGUCUCUCAGACGUCCAGUUAUCCCUGAAAGCUUGUUAAAAAUGAAAGAUGAUGGGCCUGAAGUGGAGGAAGAAGAAGAGGAUGAAGAUAAGGAGCAGGAAAUCAAAGCAGCAAAUAUCGAGACACAAAAAGCAGAGAUGAAAAUGGCAGGAGAAGAAGUAGAACAAGAGACUAGUCUUCCUGCCAGUUCUCCUAGCAAGAAUGUGGAACCCACCCAUGGGAUUGGUUUUCAGUCUCAGCCCAUCAGCAAUCAGUUAAAGAUACCAGAUAAUGCAUAUAAGGUGGACCUAUCACAAGAGAAGUCUCAAGUGUCUGAGAGAGCGUGCAGGACAUUUGAAGAGAGCCCCAAGAAAAAGACGAAAGUUAAUGGCCCAAGCAGGCUCCAGCAAGCACUUUCCUCCUCGCAGUACCCAGAAGAUGACCCAGACUACUGUGUUUGGAUGCCUCCUGCAGGUCAAAGCGGUGAUGGCAAGACUCAUCUGAAUGAAAAGUAUGGCUAUUAAGCUUCACAGGCCCCAGGCAGGGGCUCUGAGGUCUAAGGGACCGUGCUACUUUGGACAGCUUCCUGCACAGAAUUGAGUGAGGGGUGAAAGAGUUGGCUUCUCAGAUGUUGUUCAAGACUGAAUGGCAUCAGCACCAAUUCAGACAGUUAUCUCAAACACUGAAUUUGUUCUUUGUUUUUAAAACACUUCUAAGGAUUCCUGAGCCUUGCACAUAAAUUUUUCCACCUCUUCUGCAGUUGGCCUGGUCAUUGUAUUCAGUGUAAGAAUGUUAGACUUGUAAGGACUUUGUUUAUAAGCUUGAUGAGGUGAGACCAAGCUGGUUUUAUCCAAUAAAAAUGAAAAUACUAGUGUUUUUGCCUCCAAAUUGUACUUAAAAUGACAUUUUAUUUCAAAGGAAAUAUAUUUUAACCCCUCCCCCCCUCAAAAAAAAAUCCUUUUUAAUUUUUGGAACUCAAGCACUUCUGCACUGAAUAGUGCAAGAAAACUAGAGAAUGAAAUUGGCUGGAAACGCUGAGGAAAAAUGCAAUAAUUAGAGGCAUGGAAAAACUCUCGUAUGAAGACAAAUUGAAAAUAUUUGGAUUGCUUAUCUUUCAAAAGAGACAAAUUUGAGGGGACAUGAUGAUAAAAGCCCCCAAAAUAGUGGAUGCUCUAGAAAAGGGAGAUAGGAGUUUUUCUUCUCCUUGUGUCAUAACACAAGAACAUUGGGACAUUUGAUGAAUCUGAAAAAUGAUACAUUCAAAAUUGAUAAGAUAAUUCUCUCAGUGCAUAAUUAGACUGUGGAACUCAUUGCCACAGAAUAUUGUUGGAGCCAAGAAUUUAGUGAGGACUAAAGAGGGAUUUGACUUUUCUAUGGAUAACAAGAAUAUCCAGAACUAUAAAAAUUCAUGCUGAAAAAGAGUAUUGGAAAAAAUCUAAUACCUCAUUUAUAUAUAAUAUGAAACCUGUGUCUUAAAAUAAUUCCAAAUUAUAAGAGAUUAGGAAGAGACCUUGAUGGGAGCAGAUUACCCUACAUCUGUCAACUGUGCAGUUUCUUGCACCUUCUUCUAAAGCAGUGGUGGGCAACCUGUUGCCCACGAACCGGUGUCCGGGAACCCGGCAAACCACAGCCACCGGGAGCUGCGAGGCGCCAUGCUUGCGGAUUGUCAUCAGCAAAAUGUUUCACAGCCCGCAAUCAGAUUACCCUGAUGGGCCGCUUGCGGGCCAUGGGUGCCCACCACUGUUCUAAAGCAUUGAUGCUGGCCACUGUCAAGAGACAAGAUAUUGGAUUAAAUUGACCGUAGGUCUGAGGCAGUCCAACAUUUCCUAUGUAAAGUAGCUCUAUAAAAUGCUACGGUAGUGGUUGUAUUAUACAGAGGGAAAUUCUUCUUUUAAAAAUACAAAUUUUAUCCUGACCAUGUCUCUUCACCUUCCUCUUUCAUCAGACGUGUUUCUAGAAUGGUCAUAAUAGUUCAGGCUUUUCUAUCUUUUCAGCAUUGUGUGUUUGGGCAGAUGCCUUUUGUAUUCCCCUAUUCAAGCCCCCACUUGGUUGAGAAUUUCUUGGUUGAGUAUUUCUCCCUGAUAACCAAAGUCCACUCACAUCAAUGUCCUCUUACCAGUUCUUUCAAAAUCAUAAUUAAAGAGAAAAUACCUGCAGAUGGAGCUAGUGAAGCACAAACUAUGUUGUGUCAUAGCUCUCUUCUAUCUAUGAGCUGUAUUAUGUCCAAUUCCUUUCCUCUGGACCUCUGAAGUGUUCCCUUCCUAAUUAAUUCCCCCCCCCCGCAAAGCUGAAAAUUCACCCACACUUAUGCCACUGGCUUUAAAAUCAAACCCUGGUGUAGAAGAGUGAUUUCAUAUCCACACAUUCAGCCGCCCAGCUGUUGAGACGGGUCUUUGUUUCUGCAGUAAGCUACAGCAUCCACACACUUGUUCUCGCUGCUUGUGCCAACAUGUGGCCAGGAUACAGUGCUUUCUCCAGCAUUCAAGGACCAAUUGUCUAAAGCUGCCUUUUCCUGUGCAGAGCACAUGAUUAUUGUAUUCUCUGCCACAUGUUUACCUCAUUAUUGUAAUUACUUCCCUUGCUACAAAACUUCCUUUUAUGUAUUCACCUGAUAAAUACAUUUUAAUUUAUAAGGCAUACCCAAAGUCCUCUAAGCAUUUAAUAUCUGUCCAGCUUACUUCAAAAUAUUUUGGUUUGGAGCGCUGUGCGAGAAGCAGUUCGUUUGAUAAUUUGCAUAACACAUUCUGCUGUUUCAAGUCAAACAAUUACACAUUUAAUAUAGUUAUAUAAAUGCCAUAGUUUUUUACAAGCUUUUACAUUCUGAUUUAAGUGACAUUUAGCGUUAGAUGCUCUCAGCAUCAUGAUGAGAGAAAUUAAGUGCAAUGAAAUGUCAAAAGCUCUCUUUUUCUGAUACCCCAGUGUGUGUGCCUAUAUGUAUAUACAUGUGUAUGUAUACUUUCCAACAUGAAUAUACUGCAUUGUUUCUGGGUUCUGAUGAUCUGUUAAACCUAGGUUCAGUCUCAUAUUUUCAUUAGACAUACUCAAUAAAAAUGCAGCCUAAUUGUA
Messenger RNA from Dermochelys coriacea (leatherback sea turtle), 4846 nucleotides. RefSeq names its product solute carrier family 4 member 1 adaptor protein (gene SLC4A1AP). NCBI's taxonomy places the organism in Eukaryota, Metazoa, Chordata, Testudines, Dermochelyidae. The record is from RefSeq and is a predicted model, not a curated record. Gene Ontology annotation, molecular function: mRNA binding; protein binding. The transcript is spliced from 14 exons. The coding region runs from base 187 to 2304 and encodes 705 amino acids.